AGCUGAGGUGUGGGUGUUCGUUUCUCAGGUGAAACAUGGCUAAAAGCUUACGGAGUAAGUGGAAAAGAAAGAUGCGUGCUGAAAAGAGAAAAAAGAAUGCCCCAAAGGAGGCCAGCAGGCUUAAAAGUAUUCUCAAACUAGACGGUGAUGUUUUAAUGAAAGAUGUUCAAGAGAUAGCAACUGUGGUGGUACCCAAACAUUGCCAAGAGAAAAUGCAAUGUGAGGUAAAAGAUGAAAAAGAUGACAUGAAAAGGGAGACUGAUACUAAGAGAAACAAAAAGACUCUUCUAGACCAGCAUGGACAGUACCCAAUAUGGAUGAACCAAAGGCAAAGAAAAAGGCUGACGGCAAAGCGAGAGAAAAGAAAGGGGAAAAGCAAAGCAAAAGCAGUGAAAGUGGCAAAGGGUUUGGCGUGGUAGACUCUUAAAACCUUGGAAAAUGCCACAUGGGAUAGAUGAUGGAUUAGAAUGUAUAUACAUGUAUACUUUGAUUUCAGCUGCCACCAAAUGAAAACCAUUUGUUUUCCUAUUUUAACUUGGCCUUUUUUCUUCAAUUCAAACCCAGCAUAACUCCUGAAGUUUGUUUUGGGAACUUGAAUAAAAUAUUUUCUUUGAUACAAAAAAAAAAAAGAAUUAGGUUAAAAAGAAUUAGGUAAUUCUUUUUUUAUUAGGUAGAAUCCUGUUAGGUAGAAUUAUUUUAUAGAUGAUAAAAGUAAGGGAAGUUAAACACCUUGCUCAAGGUCAUUUGUGUAACAAGAAUGAGUGCCAGCAUUUGCACUCAGACAGUGUAGCUCUAGAGUGUGUGCCCUUCUCAAGUACUCCAGCAUGAAUGCAGAGUAUUCGCACUGAGCCACAGAGGCAAGCAGUCAGGAGAGUACGCAUCUGAAACGGUGCUGUGGGGUGUUGAACUUGCAUGGUGAGUCGCAUGUGGGAUCAGCUUUCUAGAAGUAUUGAUUAUGGCAGAUUGAGAUGGUAAAACUCUGACUCUCAGUCACAGAUACCUUGAGAAAUACUAUAUUAUUAAUAUACUACUACUUGCUGGUGGGGGUUUGUGGAAGCUGUUGCAGUUGACAAGGUAAGAGAUGAUGGUGACUUGGACGAGUAUAGCAGAGGAGUAGAAAGAAGUGGUCAGGGCCAGGCGUGGUGGCUCAUGCCUGUAAUCACAGCACUUUGGGAGGCCAAGGUGGGUGGAUCACAAGGUUAGGAGUUUGAGACCAGCCUGGCCAACAUAGUGAAACAAAAAAUUAGCUGGGCAUGGUGGCAGGCACCUGUAAUCCCAGCUACUUGGGAGGCUGAGGCAGGAGAAUCACUUGAACCUGGGAGGCAGAGGUUGCAAUGAGCCAAGAUUGCGCCAUUGCACUCCAGCCCGGGCGACAGUGUGAGACUCCAUCUCAAAAAAAGAAAAAAAAAAAAAAAAGAAAGAAAAAAGUUGUCAGAUUAGGACAGGCACAGUGGCUCAUACCUGUAAUUUCAGCACUUUGGGAGGCCGAGGUGGGUGGAUCACUUGAGGUCAGGAGUUUGAGACCAGCCUGGACAACAUGGUGAAGCCCUCUCUCUACUAAAAAUACAAAAAUUAGCUAAACACAGUGGCACGUGCCUGUAAUCCCAGCUGCUUGGGAGACUGAGGCAGGAGAAUCACUUAAACCCGGGAAGCGGAGGUUGAAGUGAGCCAAGAUCGCACCACUGCACUCCAGCUGUGUGACAGAGCAAGACUCCAUCUCAAAAAAAAAAAAGAAGAAGAAGAAGUGGUCAGAUUCAGGACGUGUUUUGAGGAUAAGUGGUGGAUUUAAUGUAGGGCUUGAGAAAAUGCCAUUGUGUAUGACUGACUGGUGUUUGAAUCCUUUAUCAUAUCCCAGGGCCGGUCUAGGACACAUAAUUGUGUGUGCCUAGGCAUUCUUCCCAGUUUGUUGUGGCUGCCCUGCCCAAGCCCACAUCACCUAUUAGCUUCACGUCCUUCUCU
Messenger RNA from Homo sapiens (human), 1959 nucleotides. RefSeq names its product protein LLP homolog. NCBI's taxonomy places the organism in Eukaryota, Metazoa, Chordata, Mammalia, Primates, Hominidae. The transcript has a single exon. The record is from RefSeq and is a predicted model, not a curated record. Bases 36 to 419 code for a protein of 127 amino acids.